Molecule: messenger RNA, 1506 nt
Organism: Brienomyrus brachyistius
Lineage: Eukaryota; Metazoa; Chordata; Actinopteri; Osteoglossiformes; Mormyridae
Gene: rspo2
Product: R-spondin 2
Exons: 6
Coding region: 708-1436 (242 amino acids)
Source: RefSeq, a predicted model, not a curated record
GGCUGACUUUGGCCAAGGGGCUCCUAACUCGGCAAAGGGAGUCCCACGGAUGGCGGAGUCUCCACGUGACAGGAGCGCCUAUAUAGAAAAAGCUUCAAUGCAUUGGGACCAGUAGCGGUACUUAACCUUAACGGGUCGCAGAUGCCGACGAUUCAACACUGCUUGAUGUUACAUCCACACUGAAGAUCAAAUAAAGGCAGACUUAACCAUAGGUUGUCAUAAACUGAGACCUCUUAAAUACUGGACGAGAAUUCUUUAAAAAAAAUCAAGUGGAGCGCAGGUAGGAUGCAAUCAUAGUAAAGAGGUUUUUAAAGAAGAAUUGAAGGUUAUCGGAACAGGGCAUCGAAGACUGUGAGAUAACUUCUCUUACAUGAGGGAUGCUGAAUAUCCUGAUCCCGCCGUGGGUUUCUGAAGGAACUUAACUUCUUUGAAGUGUACAUGUCUACCAUUCAUGCAGCUCCCAAAAAGGAUAAUUUGGUCUGAGACAGUCCGGACGUGCGAAGCCGACUCCGCCGCCGUUCGUCUAAUGUGUGACACACUGGGAUCAAGACUCCUCUCCAAACUUUUACAUUGUUUUUCGGAGCAAGCUGUCCGCUGCAGACACGUAUUGAGGGAAUAGGUAGCGGCAUCGUUACUGGGAACGCGGCUACCAGGCACCGGUCCUUCUAAUUCAAGUCGGAAGAAGCGCUUUCCAUACGGCCGCCCAGAUGCAGUUCCGACUGUUCUCCUUUGCCCUUGUCGUCCUGAACUGUAUGGAGUACAGUCACUGUCAGUCGCACCGCUGGAAACGAAACAAGCGAGCUAGCUAUGGCGCGUACCCCAUCUGCAAAGGCUGCUCCGUCUGCUCCAAGGACAAUGGCUGCCUCACCUGUCAACCCAAGCUGUUCCUUUUCCUGCGGAGAGAGGGCAUGAGGCAGUACGGCGAGUGUCUCCACGCCUGCCCAGCUGGCUACUACGGCCUUCGUGCCCCCGACUUCAACAUCUGCUCCAGAUGCAGGAUCGAGAACUGUGAGUCCUGUUUCAGCAAAGACUUCUGCACCAAGUGCAAACCCGGAUUUUACUUGCACAAGGGCCGCUGUCUUGAAGGCUGCCCAGAAGGCUUCGCGCCCCUGGAGGACAGAAUGGAAUGUGGAGAGGGUUGUGAGGUGGGCCAGUGGAGUGAGUGGGGAACGUGCGCCCGCAGGAACAAGACUUGCGGCUUCAAAUGGGGCCUGGAGACCCGGACGCGGCACAUCGUGAAGAAGCCGCCCAAGGACACGAUACCAUGUCCAACAAUCGCCGAGUCACGGAGGUGCAAGCUGGUGAUGAGGCACUGCAGAGGGUCGGGAAAACAGCGGUCCAGAGAACCAAAGAAAAAGUCAGAGAAGCAGAGGCUCCGGGUUCGAGCGCAGAACCAGCACAGCGACCACCUGGCCACCAUCCGGGCAGGCCAGUGAGGACUGACACCUCCCAGAAAAAAAGUGCACAAAAGCUGCUAACUGCUACUCCAUACACGCCCUGCCCCUC